Messenger RNA from Cicer arietinum (chickpea), 560 nucleotides. RefSeq lists its product as uncharacterized. Lineage: Eukaryota; Viridiplantae; Streptophyta; Magnoliopsida; Fabales; Fabaceae. The record is from RefSeq and is a predicted model, not a curated record.
AAUGAAGUAAAAGAAAGAAUUAGAAGGUAGAAAGAAGAUCUGAAAUAAUGAGUGGAAACGAAGAUUGGAGGAAAAAUGCAGAGACACACAAAAUGAGUUCAGAAGAAGUAAAAGCAUGUGGUGUGGAAGGUUCAAAGAGACCACCAGGUAGUAAUCAUGGUACAGCUAGGAAUGUUCUUCACCAAAGAAAAUCACUUCCAUUCAGUUUCACAACAAUCACUCUCUCAGGUUUACUUAUUACAGCUGCUAUUGGAUAUACUGUUUUGUAUACUAAGAAGAAGCCCGAAGCUUCUGCUGUUGAUGUUGCUAAGGUUUCUGUCGGAGUUGCUAAUCCAGAUGACACUCACCCUAAGAAGUAGUUUGUGGUUUAUAUAACAUGCUUCUAAAUUGCAACAUCAUUUGUACCCAUAAUAUAAUAGAUUUAGAAGCAUGCGGUGUAUCCAAUAUAAUCUAUGAUUCAUGUUGCUGCUUUAUUUAUAAGAACAAGUUCUAACAUCUUUUUAAUUGUAUGGUUAGAGGGCAUAGCAUUUAAGAUACUAAAUAGUUGUUUUGAUCAUUAA